Messenger RNA from Eublepharis macularius, 6044 nucleotides. RefSeq names its product UPF1 RNA helicase and ATPase (gene UPF1). Gene Ontology annotation, molecular function: DNA binding; ATP binding; RNA helicase activity. Gene Ontology annotation, cellular component: cytoplasm. The transcript is spliced from 24 exons. NCBI's taxonomy places the organism in Eukaryota, Metazoa, Chordata, Lepidosauria, Squamata, Eublepharidae. The coding region runs from base 140 to 3517 and encodes 1125 amino acids. Gene Ontology annotation, biological process: nuclear-transcribed mRNA catabolic process, nonsense-mediated decay. The record is from RefSeq and is a predicted model, not a curated record.
CUGUCCCUGGAGUGUGCGCAGGCGCAUUGGGCGCGCGCGGCCUAGUCGUCGUCGUCGAGGCGGUCCGCGGUCGCGUCGUUUCUGUGAGGGGGAAGCGCGGGAGAAAGACCGAGGGGGCGACCCGGAAGGCGCCGCCAUCAUGAGCGUGGAGGCGUACGGGCCCAGCUCGCAGACGCUGACUUUCCUGGACACCGAAGAGGCCGAGCUGCUGGGCGCCGACACUCAAGGCUCCGAGUUCGAGUUUACCGACUUCACCUUGCCCAGUCAGACCCAGACGCCGCCCGGGGGAGGAAGCGGAGGAGGUGCCGGCGCCCAAGGAACCCCCGGGGCGCCGGGAGGAGGAGGAGGGGGGCCGCCCUCAGCCGUCGUCGCCGGGCAGCUCGACGCCCAGGUCAAUGGGCCUGAUGGCAUCCUCCAAAAUGGUGCAGUGGAUGAUAAUGUGGCGAAGACCAGCCAGCUCUUAGCAGAACUCAAUUUUGAGGAAGAUGAAGAAGACACAUAUUAUACCAAAGACCUUCCUGUGCAUGCUUGCAGCUACUGUGGCAUCCAUGACCCAGCUUGUGUGGUCUACUGCAACACCAGCAAGAAGUGGUUCUGCAACGGUCGUGGGAAUACCUCUGGCAGCCACAUUGUGAAUCAUCUUGUGAGGGCCAAAUGUAAGGAGGUGACUCUUCACAAAGAUGGGCCCUUGGGAGAGACGGUCUUGGAGUGCUACAACUGUGGUUGCCGAAACGUGUUCCUCCUCGGCUUCAUUCCCGCCAAAGCGGACUCUGUGGUGGUUUUGCUGUGCAGGCAGCCUUGUGCCAGUCAGAGCAGCUUAAAGGAUAUCAACUGGGACAGUUCACAAUGGCAGCCUCUGAUCCAAGACCGCUGCUUCCUUUCCUGGCUGGUCAAGAUUCCUUCUGAGCAGGAACAGCUGAGAGCUCGGCAGAUCACGGCUCAGCAAAUAAACAAGCUGGAGGAACUGUGGAAGGAAAAUCCUUCUGCCACCCUUGAGGACUUGGAGAAACCUGGUGUCGAUGAGGAGCCGCAGCAUGUCCUUCUUCGAUAUGAGGAUGCUUAUCAGUACCAGAACAUCUUCGGGCCACUGGUCAAGCUUGAGGCGGACUAUGACAAGAAACUCAAGGAGUCUCAGACUCAGGACAACAUCACCGUGAGAUGGGAUCUGGGCUUGAACAAGAAAAGAAUUGCUUACUUCACCUUGCCGAAGACCGACUCAGAUAUGCGUCUGAUGCAGGGAGAUGAAAUCUGCCUGAGGUACAAGGGGGAUUUGGCCCCACUGUGGAAAGGAAUUGGCCAUGUCAUUAAAGUUCCAGAUAAUUAUGGCGAUGAAAUCGCUAUUGAGCUGAGGAGCAGCGUUGGUGCCCCUGUGGAGGUGACCCAUAACUUCCAGGUGGACUUUGUGUGGAAGUCGACCUCUUUUGACAGAAUGCAGAGUGCACUCAAAACGUUUGCUGUGGAUGAAACCUCUGUGUCCGGCUACAUCUAUCACAAGCUGCUUGGUCACGAGGUGGAAGAUGUCAUCAUCAAGUGUCAGCUGCCAAAACGUUUUACUGCACAAGGUCUUCCUGACCUCAAUCAUUCUCAGGUGUAUGCUGUGAAGACUGUCCUGCAGCGUCCAUUGAGCCUUAUCCAGGGUCCUCCUGGGACAGGCAAGACUGUGACAUCAGCUACCAUUGUUUACCACCUGGCUAGGCAAGGAAAUGGACCUGUUCUGGUUUGUGCUCCGAGUAACAUAGCUGUGGACCAGCUGACUGAGAAGAUACAUCAGACCGGACUGAAAGUGGUGCGUCUGUGUGCCAAGAGCCGGGAGGCAAUUGACUCGCCAGUAUCUUUCCUGGCACUGCACAAUCAGAUCAGAAACAUGGACAGUAUGCCUGAGCUCCAGAAACUGCAGCAACUGAAAGAUGAAACUGGAGAACUCUCCUCUGCAGAUGAAAAGCGCUACCGGGCACUCAAGCGAACGGCUGAGCGGGAAUUGCUGAUGAAUGCAGAUGUCAUCUGCUGCACAUGUGUGGGAGCCGGCGACCCGAGGCUGGCCAAAAUGCAGUUCCGUUCCAUUUUGAUUGACGAGAGCACCCAGGCCACUGAGCCAGAAUGUAUGGUGCCGGUUGUCCUCGGGGCAAAGCAGUUGAUCCUGGUGGGCGACCAUUGCCAGCUUGGCCCUGUUGUGAUGUGCAAGAAGGCAGCCAAAGCCGGCCUAUCCCAGUCUCUCUUUGAGCGGCUAGUGGUACUGGGGAUCCGUCCUAUUCGCUUGCAAGUGCAGUACCGCAUGCACCCUGCCCUGAGUGCGUUUCCUUCCAAUAUCUUUUACGAGGGGUCUCUCCAGAAUGGCGUCACAGCAGCAGACCGUGUGAAAAAGGGAUUUGACUUCCAGUGGCCUCAGCCGGAUAAGCCCAUGUUUUUCUAUGUAACCCAAGGGCAAGAGGAAAUUGCGAGCUCUGGCACAUCUUACUUGAACAGGACAGAGGCUGCAAAUGUGGAGAAGAUCACCACUAAACUGCUGAAGGCUGGUGCAAAACCAGAUCAGAUUGGCAUUAUCACCCCCUAUGAGGGACAGCGCUCCUACCUGGUGCAGUACAUGCAAUUUAGCGGCUCCCUCCACACCAAGCUUUACCAGGAGGUGGAAAUUGCCAGUGUAGAUGCCUUUCAAGGGCGAGAGAAGGACUUCAUCAUCCUGUCCUGCGUCAGAGCCAACGAACACCAAGGGAUUGGUUUCCUGAACGAUCCCCGGCGUCUCAACGUAGCUCUCACCCGAGCAAGGUACGGUGUAAUUAUUGUUGGAAACCCAAAGGCUCUGUCCAAGCAGCCUCUCUGGAAUCACCUGCUGAACUACUACAAGGAGCAGAAAGUACUAGUUGAGGGUCCUUUGAACAACCUCCGAGAGAGCCUCAUGCAGUUCAGCAAGCCUCGGAAGCUCGUUAACACCAUCAACCCGGGAGCCCGAUUCAUGACAACUGCCAUGUAUGAUGCCCGUGAAGCUAUUAUCCCUGGAUCUGUCUAUGAUCGCAGCAGCCAAGGCCGCCCCUCCAACAUGUAUUUUCAAACGCACGAUCAGAUUGGGAUGAUUAGUGCCGGGCCGAGCCACGUCACCGCCAUGAACAUUCCUAUCCCAUUCAACUUGGUGAUGCCUCCAAUGCCUCCGCCAGGAUAUUUUGGACAGGCCAAUGGGCCAGCUGCCGGGCGUGGGAAUCCAAAAGGCAAGACCAGCCGUGGUGGACGCCAGAAGAAUCGUUUUGGGAUGCCAGGAGCUAGCCAGUCAAACCUCCCCAACAGCCAGGCCAGUCAAGAUGUGGUGUCACAGCCCUUUUCUCAGGGCCCCUUGACUCAGGGCUACAUCUCCAUGAGCCAGCCGUCACAGAUGAGCCAGCCAGGCCUCUCCCAACCAGAACUGUCGCAGGACAGUUACCUUGGUGACGAGUUUAAAUCUCAGAUCGACGUGGCCCUGUCGCAGGAUUCUACCUACCAGGGGGAACGCGCAUAUCAACAUGGAGUGACGGGACUGUCACAGUAUUAGAGUGUUGAAGAGGAGGAGCUAAGCUUGUGUGGAGCUUAGUUCGUCAGCAUUUUAUUCUGGGUAAUAAAAAAAAAUAAAAUGGAUACCUGUUUUCCACUGCUAAAACUGAAGCAACUCUGUGAGAGCAACAGGAGAGAGAGGGAGAGAAAGAGAGAAACCAACGGAGAGGAGAGACGAGAGUGCGCGCGAGAGAGCCCACUGCUAGCUCACUGAGACAAGGAGACUGACCAGAGAUGGGAGAGAGCGCCGGAGGACCGACCGGCACCUCACUGGGGGGGAAGCCAACCUGCCCUGGAAGAACCAAGUGGUCAUCGGAGUCCCCUGUUCUCCCCCUCCCCCCAUCAACACACACAUUGAGAAGGAGAGAGAGAGGCCCUAGAAGCAAGUUCCACUUCAUUCCGUUCUCUUGACAAGCAGGGCUUCAUUUUUUUCAGAGCAGGGAGGGGUGAGGAAAACCUCCAUCUCAGAGUUGUGCGUGUGUUUUUCUUUUUUCUUUUCUUUUUAAAAAAAAGCAGUAUCUGCUGGCCUUUUUAGGAGCACAGGCAUUUUCAAGAGAGAAGGUCCUCCAUACCCAUGGGAAGCCCAGCCGGCUGGUACCCGACUCUGAGAUGGGUGGUUUUGUUGUCCAGAAUCCAGCUUUGAAACUCGCGUGUGUUGUCACCAAUGUUCUGAACAGGCUUUUUGUGAUGAGAUGGGGUUCUUGUAUUUGUGUUUUUUUUUCCUUUUUAAGAAAAGAGAUUCUUUCAAAGAAGCACUGGAUAUUUUUUUAGAAGUUUUUUGUCUCUGAAACCUUAGUAGUGGACCUGGGGGUGGAGGGGAAAUCCUUGUUCUGGGAAGCUUAAAAAUAUAACCAUUUAUUGCUUAUAAAAAACUAGAGCUCCAAUCUUUUAAGGUUUUUUUCAGUGUGACUUUGGUUGAUCGGCCUCUUUUUCUGAUGGCAGAUAGUUAGCAAAGGAGCCGAUGAAUCCGGGUAGUGAGGGUUCGAAAGCAUUUGUCUACUUUAAUUGGCUAGUCUCAGGGCCCUGCUCUGUAAACACCAGUCAGGUUUUUUUUCUCUAUACGAUGUAUAAUUUUCUUCACAAAAGCGGGGAUUUGGGCAUCUUUGCCCUUUGGUCUCAGAGGAAAAAGGACGCUGGGUAAAGCCUGCUUUUAUUAGCUCCCACUGACAUUGGGACACAGAAGUGGAAACUGGGGAUUAUAUUGGGCUUGAAGUAAAGACUCUACAAAGAUAUUGUAGGAAGGGGUGGGGUAGGGGGAGCAGGCAGCUCAUGGUGGCCGGUGGUAGGUAGGUUGUGUUAGAUUAUUUGGGAGGGGGUGGGUUAUCGGUCCGGCAUUCUACGCAGCAGGGAGGUGUGCAAUGGGCUGGGCAUUGAAAAUUUAAAGAAAUUGGGAGCCUUCGAAGCGGGGAGUGAGCCCCUUGGGCUCUUUCCAAAGGACCACCGAGCCCGGCUGAAUGGGGUGCUCCCCCAGACCACCUCGGCUGUGUUCCUAGCAUAAGUGUCUUUAACUGCAUCUCAAACUUUCUAGAAAAUCCACUGCAGAAAAUAGAAUUUCCUGAUAACUUUGCUCUGGUGUUCUUUGUGUUCUUUUUUUUUUUUAAGGCGAUCCAUAGAUACGCUAACACUUUUAAUCUCCCCAAUCGGCUGAGACAGUAGUUUGACCAGCUUUCUAGAAGUGGUAUUUUUAAAGCUUAUAAAUUAAAUUAGCUUUCCGAUCAAAGGGCUCUAAGCAUCUGUCAACUUUUGUGUGCGCGCGUGUGUUGAGGAACUCUUGGUAAACUACAUGAAUGUACUUAGAGAACCCUCCUUGCUUUUUUUUUUUUUUUUUUUAGGAAUUUGGAAGUGUAUCUGUCCCAUUCCCUUCUUCCUUCCCCAUCCUAGAGAAAUUUGGAGUAGUUCUGCAAGUACCUUAACUCUCUUUCCCCUCCCGGAAUCUAUCAGAGAACUGCUCGUACCCGCAGGUGUGGGAGGGAUGGCCUGGCCGGGAAAUGAGAACAAAGCAAUCCGAUUGUGUGCAAACUCGUAAAAGCCGCCUGUUCUCAUGAACGGGAAAACCUUCAGCGUUCAGACUUCUGCCGUGUGCAAGGAGAAGGAUGGGGGCACACGCUUGGGCCACUUUCCUGCUGGGAUGAUGGACUUUUUAUUUAUUCAGACUGUCAGAGGGCUGCUUUAAUUUUGUUCACAGCGUAGAUUUCUGAGCUAGCUUUUUGAGCAUUAACCCUCUUGCGCAAUGCAAAUCCAUGGAGUAAUGUAGCCUCCCCCCCCCCUUCUUAUUCCGCUACCUUCCUAGGUCUUGCCCACACCUUCCAUCUUCCACUGGAUAGCAGCUCUUGCCUCCGCUUUGUGCUGGCUGACGGGUUUUUUUCCCUUGGUAGCUGUUCUGAGUUGUUAUAUAAACCCCACUCAAGCAUCAGUGCUAGCACACUGCUAAACCUUUUUUCUUUCGUUCCCCCUUUUUGUCUCAGUUUGUUUUUUAAAAUCUGUUUGUCAUCAAAUUAAAAAAAACAAUAAAGAGCUCUUGCAUUCAA